Molecule: messenger RNA, 912 nt
Organism: Pyrenophora tritici-repentis Pt-1C-BFP
Lineage: Eukaryota; Fungi; Ascomycota; Dothideomycetes; Pleosporales; Pleosporaceae
Product: ProP, Permease major facilitator superfamily
Biological process (GO): myo-inositol import across plasma membrane
Cellular component (GO): membrane
Molecular function (GO): myo-inositol:proton symporter activity
Source: RefSeq, a predicted model, not a curated record
AUGAUCUUCCUCGGCACUGGUUCUGUCCUCGCAUAUGCCUUCAACGCAGCUUUCCAGCACGUCUCUCACGGCUGGAGAUACAUGAUCACGACUAAGAUAUUGUCUAUCGAGACGGGUGUCGCACAGGCUAAGGCACUGGAGGAAGAGAUGACAGUCACCAGAUCGCUCAAGACCCUCUUCUUCGUACCAUCCAAUCUGCGCUCCGCUACCACUGCCUGCGGCAUAAUGCUCUUCCAACAGAUGUGCGGCUUCAAUACGUUAAUGUACUUUUCUUCGACACUCUUCGAUAUCGUCGGCUUUUCCGAUCCCAUCGCUGUUGGGACAGUCGUUGCUGGGGUCAACUGGAUUUUUACUGUCCUCUCCAUCUUCCUCAUCGAUCGCAUCGGUCGCCGUAGGCUACUACUUUGGACGAUGUGGGGAAUGCCAGUAUGUCUCGUCCUGGCGGCAGUGGUAUUCAACUACAUUCCCUUCGACACCAGGAUUCUGCAGCUGACCAACGACGAAAUCGGCUGGCCAGCAUAUAUCAUUCUGGUAGCUACGAUCUUGUUCGUGGCUUUCUAUGCCGCUGGCCUGGGAUGCGUACCCUGGCAGGCGAACGAGUUCCCUGCUAUGGAAGUCAGAAGCAUGGGUACCAUGUUCAUGAACAUGUUUGUGUGGGGACCUAACAUCAUCGUAUCUUCCGCUUUCCUCACUAUGAUGAAGAGUAUCACUCCAUCAGGAACCUUCGGCUUCUACGCAGCAAUGUGCUUCUUUAGAUGUAUGUUUGUCUACUUUUGCUUUCCUGAAGCCAGUAACAUGAGCCUGGAGGAGGUGCGGGCGGUCUUUCAGCACGGUUUCGGAGUCAAGUAUGCCGAGGAAUGGCGCAAGCAACACAAGACAAAUGAGAGGCUUCACGAACAGUCAAAUGCAUAG